GAGAGACGGAGAGAGAGGGAGGGGUUUUGUCAGUGCCGAGAGCGAGAGACAGAGACAGAGAGAGACAGAGGGAGGAGAAACAAAGAAAGAAAAAAGAACGCGCAAAUAGAAAGGAAAAGAAAGCUGCAGCAGCUGCUAAUCACUCAGCAGAACUUUUCUCUUUCUUUCACUCUCUUUUCACUCGUCCACACGGACGCUAAGUCUACUGUGGAAAAGCUAUAACAGAGUUCGACGAGGUAGACAAAACCGUUUCUCUUUCUGCUGUCUAUCCGCCCGCCUUACCUUCUCUCUUAUAUGUUUUCUUUCUGAAACGGUGUUUUGGUGGAGGGGGCAGCUCACUCAGUUAACUCGGACCGAGUUAUGGGUUGUUGCCAAUCUUCCUUCUUUGAAGUACGUGUUCCGGAGGAAAAAGCCUCUAACAACCACAACAACCACCACCACCAGAAUCACCACCCUUGCCAUCCGUCCAAUGGCACCGAACCUAGCACUGCUGCCUCCGGAGGCAUCCCCUCUUUCAUUGAGUUUUCCUUAGCUGACCUAAAAGCCGCUACCAACAACUUUAGCCCUGAGUUCAUCGUUUCUGAAAGCGGUGAAAAGGCGCCCAAUGUCGUAUAUAAAGGCCGCCUACAGAAUCAGGACAAUCGCACUUGGAUCGCUGUUAAGAAAUUUACAAAACUUGCCUGGCCUGAUCCCCAGCAGUUCGCUGAUGAGGCCUGGGGUGUUGGGAAGUUGAGGCACAAGAGGCUAGCUAAUUUGAUAGGGUACUGCUGCGACGGGGACGAAAGGCUAUUGGUGGCGGAGUACAUGCCCAAUGAUACCCUUGCCAAACAUUUAUUCCACUGGGAAAACCAAACCAUCGAGUGGGCCAUGCGUUUAAGAGUUGCUCUGUAUAUCGCUGAAGCUUUAGAUUAUUGUAGUUCUGAAGGUCGUCCAUUGUACCACGAUUUAAAUGCUUAUAGGGUUCUUUUUGACGAGAAUGGUGAUCCUCGGCUUUCGUGUUUUGGCUUGAUGAAAAAUAGUAGAGAUGGAAAAAGUUACAGCACAAAUCUUGCUUAUACACCCCCCGAGUAUUUAAGAAAUGGAAGGGUCACUCCUGAAAGUGUCAUUUUCAGCUUUGGGACUGUCCUCUUGGAUCUUCUCAGCGGAAAGCACAUCCCUCCUAGUCAUGCUCUUGAUAUGAUACGGGGGAAAAACAUCCUUCUCUUAAUGGAUUCACAUUUGGAGGGAAACUUUUCAACUGAAGAGGCAACAGUGGUCUUUGAUCUUGCUUCACGAUGUUUACAAUAUGAACCUAGAGAGCGGCCAAAUACCAAGGACCUGGUUGCAACAAUUGAGCCUCUGCAAAAUAAACCCGAUGUUCCGUCUUAUGUGAUGCUUGGAAUUCAAAAGCACGAGGAAGCGCCGCCUACACCACAACACCCUCUUUCUCCAAUGGGUGAUGCAUGUUCACGAAUGGAUCUCACAGCUAUCCAUCAGAUCUUGGUCAUGACGCACUACAAGGAUGAUGAAGGAACAAAUGAGCUAUCAUUCCAAGAGUGGACCCAACAAAUGAGAGAUAUGUUGGAGGCAAGAAAGCGUGGAGACGUAGCAUUUCGUGACAAAGAGUUUAAAACUGCAAUAGAGUGUUAUUCUCAGUUCAUAGAUGUCGGAACAAUGGUUUCUCCAACUGUUUAUGCACGGAGAAGUCUUUGCUAUCUUUUAUGUGAUCAACCAGAUGCUGCCCUCCGAGAUGCUAUGCAAGCACAAUGUGUAUACCCUGAAUGGUCUACAGCAUUUUACAUGCAAGCAGUCGCCCUUGCCAAGCUAGAUAUGCAUAAAGAUGCAACUGACAUGUUGAAUGAGGCUGCUGCCCUAGAAGAAAAAAGGCAACGUGGCGGAAGAGGAUCUUGAGGAGCGACUUUGUAAUAAUUCUUUUGUACUUCGUAGGUGAAUUGUUGUGGUGGUUGUAGCAAAAAUUUGGGGUUAGUGUAAUGAAAAUGUAGAAAUUUGGUUCUCAUCCAAAAUGUAACAUAAUAGUGGGAGGGAGGGGGAGACGGAGAGGUGGUCCUUCUGUUCUGUACUGGCUGUUGCAAUGUGGUUCUUGUUUUUGCCUCCAAAUUGGAUGAAAUAAAAAUUUGAUUCCACUUCAA
Messenger RNA from Jatropha curcas, 2129 nucleotides. RefSeq names its product serine/threonine-protein kinase BSK1. NCBI's taxonomy places the organism in Eukaryota, Viridiplantae, Streptophyta, Magnoliopsida, Malpighiales, Euphorbiaceae. The record is from RefSeq and is a predicted model, not a curated record. Gene Ontology annotation, biological process: brassinosteroid mediated signaling pathway; protein phosphorylation. Gene Ontology annotation, molecular function: protein binding; ATP binding; protein kinase activity.